Messenger RNA from Triticum dicoccoides, 1969 nucleotides. RefSeq names its product transcription factor GHD7-like. NCBI's taxonomy places the organism in Eukaryota, Viridiplantae, Streptophyta, Magnoliopsida, Poales, Poaceae. Gene Ontology annotation, molecular function: protein binding; DNA-binding transcription factor activity. Gene Ontology annotation, cellular component: nucleus. The record is from RefSeq and is a predicted model, not a curated record. Bases 653 to 1606 code for a protein of 317 amino acids. Gene Ontology annotation, biological process: regulation of flower development. The transcript is spliced from 3 exons.
AUCAAAAUUGUGCAAUUUCAUGUAGGCUGUUCUUUGUUGGUCCGGUGAAAAAUCAACCCAUCGCCUUUUUUUCUCAUCGGAAAGAAGGGUCUUCUCCGGCCUCCGCAUAGUUGCUGCAUGUUUUUGGAGAAAACGGGGGUUUCCCCUGAUUUCCAUUGCUGGAAACCAGAUGGAAGUUCUUACAAACCACCAGCGUACAGUUGGUGCUUGUAUUCACAUCACUCAUAGUCGUCUUCGUAACCUUCCACUCUUCCAGUGGUAGGGGGAUGUGACGGAUCCCUCUUCACGUACGCCAUCCAUCUAAAAGCCUGAUUCGACUGCUUAGGCGACUUGCCAAACAUUAGCGGUAAACAGUUAUCAUGCGGCAUCGCCUGGAUUAGUCUUUUUUACUGCAGGGGGAGAGAAUAGUGCGCGUGACCCUACCCUACCCUGCAUCUUUCUUUUCAGUGCACAACAGCAGCACCGCUCGGGCGUGCACUAGUAGCUGUAGUGUACGCGCCAAGCCCCGACCCUUCUUAUACCCACGCCCCCUCCACUUCAACCUCCCAGCAAAACACACACGCACGCACACAGUCCCCGCACGAGCUGAAGGCACCCACAGGGCUUUUCAUUUCCACGUACAGGGGAAGAAAGAAAGCCCGUCCGGCCGGAAAUGUUCCGCCAUUCCUCGUCGGCGCCUUCGUACGGCGACGCCUACAUGCAGGAGGCCCUGCCCGCAGUGCCGACCCUGAUCCCUCGCUCUGCCGCCGGGGGAUACUUCGACGGUGGCAAUGUCGGUGGAGUGUUCCCUCCCUUCGCCGCCGCCUCGUCUCCGCCGUCAUCCUACUCCUCGUCGUACUACAACAUCCAUCGCAGCAUCAGCGCGCACUCGCUGCCGCUCCCGCUCCACAUCCAGCUCGGCGACAACUUCAACGGCGGCGGCGCAUUCUUCUCGUCCUCGUCCCCGUCCCCUCACCAGCAGCUGUCUUUGCCGCCCAUGUCCUCCUCCCCGUCCUCCUCCUGCGGCGAUCUGUAUGAUUUCAGCAGCUCCGCAUGCACAGUCCGCCGCGUCUUCAGCACCGGCGAUCUCCAGCAGGGGAUGAACGGGUCAUCGCCGGUGCCGUCAGGCGACGGCUGCGGCCAAGACGCCGGAGGAGGCCCGUUCUCGCAGAAGGUCGGGCGAUACAGCGCUGAAGAGCGCAAGGAGCGGGUAGAGAGAUAUCGCUUAAAACGCCACCAGAGGAACUUCACCAAAAAAAUCACCUACGCGUGCAGGAAGUCGCUGGCCGACAGCCGGCCGAGGGUGAAGGGCCGGUUCGCGAGGAACGGCGAGGCGGAGGCGGAGACCGACGACCGGGAGGCGUCCGAUAACAGCUAUGACUAUUGCGGCUACAGCGAGCCCAGCAACCAGAGCACCGGGAACAGCCGCUACCACGGCCAGCAGCAUAUCAAGGACGACAGAGUCUGCAACGGUGCCGCCGCAGCAGCGUUCGCUGGAGUCAGCGACAAUGGCGACUGGUGGUGGCGGGCUCCGGGGGCGGAGGGGCCGCGGCAGGUCGGCUUCGACGUCGACGAGGAGCUGUGGGCCACCCUGGGCGACAUGCUGUCCGUGAACCUGGCGUCGUAGUAGGCGAUCGGUGGAUCGACGGCAUGGAUGGGUCGGUGGAGCCGUUAGUGGUUUUUGGUGGGCUCCGUCCGACGCACCAGACGGCAGCACUACCAUAGCCCGAUCGGUCAGGUCAGGGUGGCGGCUCGGCCAGCUGCCGUGUGCGCGGCACAGUGCAGCCAUGGAGGUCAGAGUGGCGCCCGUUGACCUUGUCCCCCGGGGUUGUAUUAUUGUAACCUUUAGCCAGAAACAUCAUGAGAGUCGGAGACAAAAGGAGAGACCGAUCGCCUUCCUCGUGUUAGACUUUGAGAACAACUUGUGUGUGUUCCGUGAGUUCCCGGUUACUUCCAUGUAUAAAAAAGCUUGAAAAAUUAUCUGUCCCAC